CUACGUAUCUACGUGGAUUACUACAAACUUAAUACUAUUAUACGUAAGAAUGCGUAUCUAAUCCUGCAUAUUAAUAAGCUACUUACUUAUCCCUAUAAGGCUAAGAUCUUUACUAAGCUUAAUAUACGUGCGGCUUUUAAUAAGAUCUAG
This is a messenger RNA of Bipolaris sorokiniana ND90Pr, 150 nucleotides long. RefSeq lists its product as uncharacterized. The transcript has a single exon. The record is from RefSeq and is a predicted model, not a curated record. NCBI's taxonomy places the organism in Eukaryota, Fungi, Ascomycota, Dothideomycetes, Pleosporales, Pleosporaceae. The annotation marks the transcript as partial.